CACACACACGGGAGUGGCAAUGUGUACAUGUGUACUUGCGUGUGUGCGUGUUGUGUGUGUGGAUAUAAUGUGUGCGAUACCUUUUUGAGCCGGGGCGGAAGUAGCAGAGCAGGCGACAGCCAGCUAUCAAAGGACGCUACGCCAUCACCCCCGCCCUCCCUCCCACCCUCGCUCUUUUCUUUCCUCCCUCCUUCCUUCCUUCCUUCUCUCCUUCCCCCCAGCAGAACUUUCCCACGAAAGCGAGCACAAGAUAACACAACACAGACCUGCGUACAAACAAAGAUUGACACACAAGGAUCCCUCCCGGCGGUCCCUUUGUGGCCAGUCGGUUCGUCACAGGUGGACAGUCACUGGACAAUAGACGACACCAGAAUAUCAGACCAGCGUGUGUGUUAUUUCUCUACUCCCAGUCGUGAGUGUGUGCGGGGUUUCUUUUUUGUGUGAGAGAAAAAGAGAGAGAACUCUUUCUGUUUUCGGGGAAUAGUGAUAACCCUUCGUUCCGGUACUGGAUAUUCGGCCACUACUACUGCAACUACUGUUCCUUCAGAAAGGUACAAAGAUCAGGGUCAAGACAUGAGAGGUCACCAAUUGUGUGCAUUGACAGAUUUUAUAUCACUCUACAUGCCCCGCCCAAGUGAAGCCCCUACUUCUCUCUCCCCGCCUAUUGGAUUGUCUCUCGGAAGGAUACAUCAGUAGUAGAAUACGUGGACGCUGACAAGACAGAAUAUGGGGGACUACAGUGAGAGUGAAGUAUCUAUUGCCUUCACAAACUCGUCUCUGGCCUAUACCAUCAGCGAUACCGACCUAGUCUCAGGAUGGCUACAGGGCAAAAGUCCGAAGAAUGUCCAGCACAACCCGUCAAUGGACAAGCUUCCUCCACCUCGUCACCCUCUUCCUCAAAGAUCGGAGUGGGCGUGGCCAUGAUCGUAGCGUCCACCCUUGUGUCCAUCUACUACAACAUGAUCAUCGCAUGGGCGGAGUUCUACAUGUUCGCCUCCUUCACCAGCAAGCUGCCGUGGUCAGACUGUGAUAACCCGGACUGGAACACGCCUG
Messenger RNA from Aplysia californica (California sea hare), 1053 nucleotides. RefSeq names its product sodium- and chloride-dependent glycine transporter 1. Gene Ontology annotation, biological process: sodium ion transmembrane transport. NCBI's taxonomy places the organism in Eukaryota, Metazoa, Mollusca, Gastropoda, Aplysiida, Aplysiidae. Gene Ontology annotation, cellular component: membrane. The record is from RefSeq and is a predicted model, not a curated record.